AUGGAGGAAAGAGGAUUAAGAUCAAAUGAAAAAGUAAAUGGAUAAUUAGAUUAUUAAACAAGGAAAAUGGUAUCACCUUAAAGUGAAGUGAAUAUAAAGAAAGAGAAUUCAAAUCCUUUAGAUUAGAAUGGUAGUAUAUAUUCAUUGAAGGGUUAUGAAAGAUAGGUUGGAUAUUCAUCAAAUUAAUAUGAUUAGAAUCGUUAAGGAGGAGAGUAAUCAAAAAUAAUUUCAAAUAAUAAUCCAUAUUUAAAGCAAUCUCUAUAUAAUAAUACUGAAUAAGGGAAACCAUUCAUUCGUACAUAUUAAGAAGGAGAUUAAAGAAAGCCUUUAGAUUAAGUAAAUUAUAAGUAAGAUUUACGAUAAAUGAAUGAAAGAGAGAUUGCAAGUCCAUAUAUGAAUCUUGAGAAUUAAAAGAGAGAUCUCAUAGGAUCUAGAACACCUCUUGAUCCAAGAUCAAAUUUAAAUGGUUAAACACCAUAAACAAGAUAAGAUAAUUAUUGUAGAGAUAUUUAAUAACAAUAAUAAUAAUCAGAAAACAAACGAGAAUUUCAAUUACCUGAAUACAGAAGAAUGUAUCCAGAAUAGGAUUUAAGAAAUACAUCCAAAUAAAUAAGUUCUUAUGAUAAACCUAUUGAUCUAUAAGUCGAUAGAUUAAGAUAUGAUUAAGAUAGAAUAAGAACAGUUGGAGGAUAAUAAGAAUAACCAGAAAGAUUCGAUAGAAUGAUAAGAGCAUCUGAUUAUGUUAGAAAAUCUGAUUAUCAUGAUUUAUAAGAAUAACAUAAUAAAGUAUUAGAUAAAAGAGAAUUUGGAUAAAGAAGUGCAAUUGAAUAAAAUCUAUUGGAUUAAAGAAAUAAUACUUCUAAAUCUUAAGAAUAUUCAUAGAGAUAAUAAAAUUAAAUUAAAAGACCAUAAGAAGGAUCUAAAACACCUAUUGAAGGAAGAAUGAUAGAAAGAAGAGGAUUUGAUGAUUUAAUCUAAUAACAUCCAAGAUUUAAUUAAUAAUUCUAUCCCUAAAAUCCUUAUGUAGAACCAAAAACAUAAUAAUAAUAAUAAUAAUAAUAUGAUGUUAAACCACCUAUAGAUGAUCAUAGAAGAAUUCCAAUUCCUUAUGAAGAAAGGAGAAAUAUGAAUCCAUAUGAGACUAGAUAAUAAUUUUAGGAUUAAAGAACACCAUUCGAUAGAAGACCGGAUCGUGUAGAAUUUGAAAAAAGACCUGAUAGGGUAGAAUAUGAAAGAAGACCUGAAAGGGUUGAAUUUGAAAGGAGACCAGAUAGAGUUGAAUUUGAAAAGAGACCAGAUAGGAGUGAAUUUGAAAAGAGACCAGAUAGAGUUGAAUAUGAUAGAAGACCUGAACGUGUUGAAUUUGAAAAAAGAUUAGAUAGACCUGAAAUACCAGACAGACGUGAUUUUGAAGGCAGAUCUCCUUAUUAAGCAAGAUUUGGUCCAGUUCCAGAAGGAAGAUUUGAUGUUGAUUAAAGAUUACAUCCAGAUAAUCGAUAGUACUAUCAAGGUUAUAAUAAUGAAAGAUUGCCAUAAUAAGGAUUUAGAUAAGGAUAAGAAGGAAAAUACCAAUAUGAAGGUAGAUUAGGAUAGAGAAAUUAAUUGGAGGAAAGAGGUGGUUAUGGUCAAGAUAGAUUUUAAGAUGUAAGAUAAGGAAUGAAUUAAAGGAAAUUUUCAGAUGGUAGAAAUAUUUAGGAUGGAAGAGUAGAGAAUAGAGAAGGAUUAGAUGGAAGAGGAGGAUUUAAUAGAACAUUUGGUGAUGAAAGAUAUUAAGGAAAUACAAUGAUAGAAGGAAGAUAAGGAUUUGAUGGAAGAAGAGAAUAAUUUGGAUCAAGACCUCCAAUUUAAAGUAGACCUUAUGAAGAAAGAGGUAAUUUAGAAUAAAGAAUUCCUAUUGAGAAUAAAAAUUAAUAUUAAAGAGGAUAUGAUGAUAAAUUUGGAGAUAGAUAGAUUGAAUAAAAAUAUUCAUAAAUGUAAGAUGGUAUGAGUAAGAAAGAUUUUGGUAGAUCUGAUUAUACAAAAAUGAGAGAAGAAUUAGAUAAAAGAAAUGCUAUAGGUAGAACAGAAAUGGAUGAUAAAAUGUCAGAAUUUGGUAAAAGAAAAGAGGUUGAAGGAAGAAUAAGACCAGAAACUAGUUAUGGAAAAUCUAAUGGAUUUGGAUAAUAAUUAGGAGAAAGAUAUUAUAGAAGAGAAUUAAAUGAUUAAGGAUAGAGAUUGAGUUAUCAUGAAGAUACAUCAUUAAUUGAUAGAUUAGGAUUGGAAAGAGGAACUAAUAGAAAUAUCAUUGGUAAUUAAGCUGCUGAAAAUAUGCUAAGAGGAUAAUCUAAUAAUAGACCAUAUGAGAGAGAAAGAAGUUUUAAUAGAUUUGGAAUGGGAGAAAGAGUUGCUAGUUUUACAAAUAGUAAAAUGGGUUAUUAAAGAACUGCUAUUUAAGAUAAAGAAGAAUAUUAAGGUUAUGUUAGAUCUAAAAUUAUACCUAAAUCUUCAUUAGGAAAUGGUCCAACUGAAUUUUAGAGAAAGUAAUCUCAAGAUUAAGGAUUUUCAAAAUGUAAUUGUAUUUCAUUUAUUAUUUAGUAUAAAGUCCUAAGGCUUAGGUGGAAACAAGAGUUGGAAUUUAUGAUAUUUAAAGAAGAGAUGGUAGAAUUUGA
Messenger RNA from Paramecium sonneborni, 2648 nucleotides. NCBI's taxonomy places the organism in Eukaryota, Ciliophora, Oligohymenophorea, Peniculida, Parameciidae. The record is from the annotation of a GenBank genome assembly.